Molecule: messenger RNA, 606 nt
Organism: Exophiala oligosperma
Lineage: Eukaryota; Fungi; Ascomycota; Eurotiomycetes; Chaetothyriales; Herpotrichiellaceae
Exons: 3
Coding region: 1-606 (201 amino acids)
Biological process (GO): DNA-templated transcription
Cellular component (GO): nucleus
Molecular function (GO): zinc ion binding; DNA binding
Source: RefSeq, a predicted model, not a curated record
AUGCCUCCGAGCUAUCCUCCCGACACUCCAAUACUCCAAAACUUUUCCUUUGGUUACAACGUCGGCUCUCAGACCGACGCAAUGCUCCCCGGCCUUGAGUCAAGGCCAACAAUAGGCUUCAAUGAUCUCCCUAAAGACUCUAUUGACCGGUUACUCAGUGAUUACUUUCGGUACUCACAUAAUCAGCCAUAUUCAUUCUUCCAUGAGGAAACGUUCCGCCGCAAGGUUGCUAACGGUACCAUGCCUGACUACCUUUUGCAGGCUGUUAUUGCCAGCAGUCUGCGCUUUUCGACUGACCCGUACUUCGAAGAUAACUUGUUCUUCACAAACAAGCGCAAGGUCACGGCGGAUAUCUUCGCCAACAAUUCCUGGAGAAUACUCUCUUCUAGGUUUGUAGACGGGGACGAUGAUUGCAACGUAGGGGUCGUACAAGCAAUUACCCUCCUAGCUAUCUAUGAGUUUGUUGAGGGAAGGCAGCGCAAAGCCUGGGUCAAGAUCGGCAUAGCCGCUAAAUUUGCCCAGGAUCUACGUCUUAUGUUUGAACCAGCUUCGUCACUCGCAUUUUCGGAGCAGGAAGAAAGUCGUCGUGCAUUCUGGUCGAUUUAG